UUAGUUACUAAUGGUAGUUUCCUGUUUAGAUUGGCGAAAUCUGUCUUAGAAAGAGGGAAACAUGCUUGGAUAAUUUGUUGACGAUGGUCUGUUUUCCUUGACUUCGUCCACCAUGUACAUCGUCAGCAAGAAAACUUUGACGAACGUGCUUAAUUUUAUUCUGUUGGUCAUUGUUCUUCUGUCCUGGGUAUAUGUGAUCGUAGCGGGUCGAUACGCAGGACUGUUGUACCUAGACAGACACUAUUCCUGAUACGAUGGAGAUAAUAAAGGACAAUGCCGCAAUGCUCACAAACUACGAAGUGCUGACACUGUUGUCAGAUAUCCAGGCUGGACGGGGACAGAAAAAGCCAGAUAAAAGUUUACAACAAUUAGCAACUAUUACUUACGAAGCUGUCAAAUAUCUUGAAGACAAACCUUGUAAAACACAGUCUCCAGAAAUUAUUGAACAGUUCAUGAAAGAUGUUCAGCCGUAUAAGCUAACAAAAUCUGAAAAAGUUCAGUUACUGAAUCAGUAUCCGUCCACUGCUGUUGAAAUCCAGUUAAUUGUGGAGGAGAGUGAGGAACGGCUAACAGAGGAUCAGAUUUAUGAACUUUUGGAAGUGAUAGGAAAAUACAGGCCAAGUGAAGCUUUGGAAGAAGGUGAGGGCGAGGAGGAGGAGGAGGAGGAUGACAUGGAAGAAGGAGAAGAAGAAGAAAUUACAGGACAGGAAUAGAUCUCUAUACAUUCUACUCAAAUUAGGUGAAAAUCAUGCUAGCAGCAAAAUUAAUAAUUGCAUUUUUUACUGUAGAUAAAUUGUAUUCGUAUUUAAGAAAUCAAUUUAUUUUUUCAUAUUGCGUCAUGUAAUAUGUUAAUGUAUAUACCGACUUUAAUAAAGUACCUACAUAAUAUU
This is a messenger RNA of Mizuhopecten yessoensis (Yesso scallop), 890 nucleotides long. RefSeq names its product DNA-directed RNA polymerase III subunit RPC9-like. Lineage: Eukaryota; Metazoa; Mollusca; Bivalvia; Pectinida; Pectinidae. Gene Ontology annotation, biological process: transcription initiation at RNA polymerase III promoter. The coding region runs from base 255 to 713 and encodes 152 amino acids. The record is from RefSeq and is a predicted model, not a curated record. The transcript is spliced from 2 exons. Gene Ontology annotation, cellular component: RNA polymerase III complex. Gene Ontology annotation, molecular function: nucleotide binding.